Messenger RNA from Arabidopsis lyrata subsp. lyrata, 471 nucleotides. Its product is annotated as elicitor peptide 5. Gene Ontology annotation, biological process: innate immune response. Lineage: Eukaryota; Viridiplantae; Streptophyta; Magnoliopsida; Brassicales; Brassicaceae. Bases 139 to 396 code for a protein of 85 amino acids. The transcript is spliced from 2 exons. The record is from RefSeq and is a predicted model, not a curated record.
AAAGAGACGGCCACUCUAAAAGAUGUGCAAUUUUUUUAAAAAGUUGGUUCUAAUUCACCGCUUUAUAAUCGCAGUUUAAGAAGUAUGAUUGAACUUUUGGUAGCAAAUAAAAUUUGAGGAGAUUAUAAGAUAGAGAAGAUGCAGCAAGAGAGAGAUAACAAAAGAGAUUGUUGCAAGCUCGUGCCUCAAACUGUCAAGGCUUUUUUCAAGUGUCUGAGAUUCAGACGUUCAUCUUCUUCUUCAGACAUGGUGAAAGCUAAAGCAAGAAAUGAGGAGAAAGAAGAAGCUUCAUCUAUCGAAACUUCAACGAGGAGUCUCAACGUAAUGAGGAAAGGGAUACGGAAACAACCGGUUAGCUCGGGAAAACGAGGUGGAGUUAACGACUACAACAUGUAACUAGAAUCUUGAUGUAGAAUUGGAUGAUCUUGUUUAGUAGUCACUCUAAAAGAAACUUGCUUUGCGCCUCAUGAA